AAAUACGAUGGCGAUGCCAAACACAGAUCAGAUUAAAGAGGAGUUGGAGUUGUUCGAUAUAGGCUAUGAAGAUGAAUUGGUCCUAGACAAAAUGCUGGAGCAGUGUCUGUGCCACAGGAUGAAGGGGGACGAGAUAGUAUUGGAGUGGGUCGCCUUCAGCACCACCAAGGGAGGCCGGAAGCUGAGUCUGGACCACCUGGAGCAGUUUCAGCAUGAGGUUUUGAAUAAGAAGAACAAAUCCAAGCAGACCGCUAAGAAAGACGACUCCUAUAACAGGACCCGGGACAUCAACUCUAUUCAGGAUCUAAUCAAAGCUGAGGAAGAGGAGGAAAAUCUGCUAGACUCCUACUCCACUCCGGCCAAGGGUUCCCAGAAGCGAGCUCUUACUACACCAGAGCACCCCCAGUCCAAGAGAUGUGCUCGCAUGACCAGCCCUGGGCUCAUACUUUCACCUGCCAGUUUCUCCCCAUGUGCCACCCCUUCACAGAAGUACAGUGUGCGCAGCACCCGUGGGGAGGUGGUGUCCACUUUCGGGGAGGCACAGGACAAGCUCUGGAGUGCCCAGAAGGGUCAAAGGUCGGUGAGCGUCAUGCCGCUCCUGAGCGGAGAGGAUGCGCUGACCUCUAGCUACAAGUACAUGUUCCAGCGGCUCAGGGACAUCCGUGAUGUACUGACUGAGAAGAUUGAAGGCUUGGGUGAAGAACUAAAGCUCCACUUUAAUAUUGAGGAGAUCUCCCCUGUGUCCUUGCCUGCACAGGAUAAGAUGACAGUGUUGGGUCAGGUGUGUUGCGACAGCAACGGGAAGCUGAACGCCCAGUCUGUGCUCCUGGAGGCGGGGCAAGAGCAUGGUGGGAGGCAGGUGCGGCUGGACCUGUCUGAUCUCAGGGAGUACUCCCUCUUCCCCGGGCAGGUUGUCAUCAUGGAGGGAAUGAACACCGAUGGCCUCAAGUUUAUGCCAUCAAAGUUGUAUGAGGGUGUUCCUCUGCCUUUCUAUUCCCCUGAGGUGAAAGAAGAAUCUGAGGAGGAGUCUAAGCCGGUAAUGGUCUUGACUGCCUGUGGCCCCUUCACUCCUUCUGAUAGCUUGGCUUAUGACCCUCUGAUUGACCUGCUGACUGUGAUUAACAGAGACCGCCCUGACGUCUGCAUCCUGUUGGGUCCUUUUGUUGAUUCAAAACACGAACAGAUUGAGAAAUGUCAAGUGACUGAAACCUUUGAGAGUAUAUUUGCAAGAUGUGUGAACAGUCUUGUGGAAGGAACAAGAGGAAUUGGAUGCAAGUUGGUGUUCGUUCCAUCACAGCGAGACGUUCACCAUAAUUGUAUUUACCCACAACCCCCUUUCACACUGCCUGACCUCAGUAAGGAGGACGUAGAGAGAGUGAGCCUGGUAUCCGACCCCUGCACUCUGGUCAUUGAGGGCGUGACCUUUGGCCUGACCUCUACAGAUAUUCUGUUUCACAUGGGAGCAGAGGAGAUCAACAGUGCUGCUGGCUCCGACCGGUUCUCCCGAAUCAUGAAACACAUGUUGACCCAGAGGAGCUACUACCCCUACCCUCCCACAGAGGAGAUCAACAUGGACUAUGAGAAGUUUCAGCUGUACGGUCACAUGCCCGUGACCCCUGACAUCCUGGUCGUCCCCUCAGAGCUGCGUUACUUCAUCAAGGAUGUGAUUGGUUGUUUGUGCAUCAAUCCUGGGCGUCUCACUAAAGGACAAGUUGGUGGCACGUUUGGCAGGUUGGUCGUCCAGAGAAGAGGCCCAGACGCAGAGGGGAAGAGAAGAAGUCCCUGCUUAACUGGACAAGUAGUGAAAAUAUGAAACUGAAAGGUGUCAAUAAAGACUGUACAUUUGUAAUGUUGUUGGAAAUGUAACCUAAGUAUUUUUUCUAAUCUAUAAACUUGAAAAUACU
Clupea harengus (Atlantic herring) is the source of this 1904-nucleotide messenger RNA. RefSeq names its product DNA polymerase alpha 2, accessory subunit (gene pola2). Gene Ontology annotation, cellular component: alpha DNA polymerase:primase complex. Gene Ontology annotation, molecular function: DNA binding. Gene Ontology annotation, biological process: DNA replication initiation; DNA replication. The record is from RefSeq and is a predicted model, not a curated record. NCBI's taxonomy places the organism in Eukaryota, Metazoa, Chordata, Actinopteri, Clupeiformes, Clupeidae.